Sycon ciliatum is the source of this 2754-nucleotide messenger RNA. RefSeq lists its product as uncharacterized. The transcript is spliced from 9 exons. Bases 352 to 1983 code for a protein of 543 amino acids. NCBI's taxonomy places the organism in Eukaryota, Metazoa, Porifera, Calcarea, Leucosolenida, Sycettidae. The record is from RefSeq and is a predicted model, not a curated record.
UGUGACUGACAAAAUGCCCGGUAUGUAGAUUGCACGUGUUGUUUUGGUCGGGCCAUCUACGGCGUUUUUUCCUAUGUUGUUAGCCCUCAAUCUUAAAAGCAGCAGCGCAGGAGCGCGACUUAGCUCAACUAGACUACAAGCGACAAGUAAGCGUACAGUUCUACUAGUGCGGCAGUGGGACUGGAGACCAAUGGCAAUGUUGAAACUAGCAUUGUGAAACAAAAAGUCCUUGUUCGCGGUGGUGACGUUGAAGACUGCGUGUGAAGUAGUUGUUUCCGACGCAUCUUCUCUCUACCUUCUCAGGGUAUCAUAAUAAUAUCACCAGCGGAUAAGUAUCGCCAUUCGUAAGGUAUGGCAAGACCAGCAGGGUAUAGACGUCUGGCCCCGGCGGGUAACCAUGCAUCUUCUUCCUCUACCAGAACUAUCGUCCUUUUCGAAUUGGAGAAUUUGAGGCGAGAUCACCCGCAAGACAUGAGCGAUAGUCAGGAUGAGCGCCUGCUGCAGUCUGCAGCCAGUUGUUUGAAUAGUGCUGAUGAACUACCUGAUACUCACACAUCGCGAUCUGAUUCUGUCAGGGGUGUCCAUGGUGUCGCUGCUGCUGGAGGUAUUGUCGCUAUUCGUACCCCGCCGCCGCCGCAGCUUCCCAGCAGAAGAGAGGCACGGCACGAUGAGGACUAUGAGUGUGAGCAGGUGGAGGCGAAAGGUCGCUGGCGGUUUGCUACUGUGUGUAUUUCCAUUCUAUUCGCUGGAAUCAUGCAAAUCGCCGUCACAACUCUGAACGUCAAUGCUAGGGACUGGAGCAUGUACAGGGAAAUGCCCGGGCUGCUAUCUGCACUGUAUCCUAUUGUAGCUCUGACCCAGAUAAUCAGCAUGCUCAGUGCUCUACGCUACUUGGCAUCGGAUGAGAACAUGUCGGUGCAGAAAUGCCUUUCAUGGACAAAGUUACUCACACCUUUGGUCCAAGCACUAUUGGGUGGGAUUCUCUUCUCUGGUGUAGCAACGCUACACUACUAUCACCAUGCGAGAAGCUCAAUCCAUAUCACCGAAUUCCUGGAGUUGACUGCAGCAUGCACCAUCACUUCAUGUGCGGUGACAUCAAAUCUCGAUACUGCAUUAUACGGAGUCGUGCUGCUCUGGAAGAGGUUACCUCCUACCUUUCCUGGAAUGGAGUUCUUCAUCCUACCCGUUGUGUCGUCAAUCGCUACGCUUGCUACGUGUCAGUUACUUCCAGCAGUGGGACUUCUUCUUCAUGAUCACCUCCACGAAGGUGUGACAUCAUGUGUAGUGGUAGCAAUGUUACUGCUUCUACCCAUCUUUUCCUGGAUGCUGUAUCGAAGAGUGCAGCCUGCUGAAAGGCAAGGAUGGCUUGGAUCUGUUCUACCCCUCCUGGCAUGGUGCUGUCUUGGGAUUGCCAUCGAUUCAAAUCUUUGGAUGUACACUGGAGAGUUGACCAGGUUGAUGACUGUUAUCAAUGGUGUUGUCAUGAAUCUGUUGAUGAUUCAUUAUCACGUAGCACUGCAACAUCGACACACAAUGGAGCAUUUCCAGUGUCCCAGCGACACAGCUGCGUGCCACAGAAGAGCAUUGACGUGCAUCUACUGCUGUUGCAGGCAGUAUGCUGGAAGAGGUGUAGAAGUGACUGUAGCCUGGAUUGGCCUGGCGAUGUUCCCAGUCUUCUUGUUUGUACUGCUACUGGCAUUGAGAGGCGUAGCAGGCAGCACUAUCACUCCAUUCAGCUUCAACUACAUCAGCACAAUAGUAUCCCAUGGCUGUCUGCUCUACAUUGGCCAGCGGAUCAAUGCAAGGCUAUUGAAGCAGUCACAGCCGUUCAACAACGUCAGUCUCUCUCCUGCCUGGUCACUGCCACUGGCCUGGCUUCUCUACGAACGCCUGGCCAUACUAAUGAACUUUGUAAUUAUAGGUUUGGUGGAUAAUGUCCUGAACAGUGGAUCAGCAUGGGCAAUGGCCUAUCUCCUGGAGUGAUUACAGCCAAUGGCGUUAGCACUGCUACAGACAGAGAUAUAAGUACUAUUUUGAUUUACUUUGAGUAUGUUCGUAUCAGAGAAAUGGUGGUAAGACACAUCAGUGAUGAAAUGGCAGUACAUUCAUGUCUGCCCACAUGAUGCUCUCUAAGCUGACACGGUCUCCGGGAGAAGAGCUCUCCUCAGUCUCUCGCCCGAUCAUCACCAUCGCCAUUGCCAUUAUCACCAGUAUGCCUUCUAGCAAAACAAUUGUUGUGGCUGACCUUGCCAUCAUGUUCAAGUAAUUCUAACUGUAUACCUAACAGUCCCGAGUUUGAAGUCCAAGUGUUCUAGCUGAGCUUGUCAGUUGACUCUUGGCCAUUUUCAUACCAAGCUGCUUCUCAGAGUCCGGCCAGGCUCUACCAUUAUUCUGUUGAGGCGAUGAAACUGAAAUUUAAUGAUUACACUAGAUGUGGCUGCACCCUGUUGCUGUGGCUGUGCAUGUGGCAGCAAUCCACUUUCUAUUAGUAUUAGGAACUAGCGACACAAGACUUAGUAUCGAAAUACAUAGCAACUAGGCAAGUAGCAACUAAGCAACUAGCAACUAGGCAACUAGCAACUAAGCACAGACUGUGUUUCGGAUUUUGAAUGGAGGUUUUUCUCAUUUGCAGAGUGAUUUCAAUCAUUUUAUUUUCUAUUUUUUCAUUGGUUUGACACAAAUUCUACUGAGCUUAAUUGGCAAAUACUUCAUGACUCAUUUAAAAAGACAGUAUUCUGUUGACUUGGCUGUUGA